Sus scrofa (pig) is the source of this 2974-nucleotide messenger RNA. RefSeq names its product surfeit 4 (gene SURF4). The record is from RefSeq and is a predicted model, not a curated record. Gene Ontology annotation, biological process: Golgi organization. Lineage: Eukaryota; Metazoa; Chordata; Mammalia; Artiodactyla; Suidae. Gene Ontology annotation, cellular component: endoplasmic reticulum; endoplasmic reticulum-Golgi intermediate compartment; membrane.
GGGCCCUGCGGCGCGGCCCCUUUAAGGCUUGGCCUACGUGGCAGCCGCUGGAGCAGCGGACGGGGAGCGAGGCCGGCCGCCGGGCACUUCCUGUGGAGGCCGCAGCGGGCGCGGGCGCCGACGGGCCGAGCGCCGAGGGAGCGAGCGAGCGAGCGAGCCGAGCCUCCCGCCGCCGCCAUGGGCCAGAACGACCUGAUGGGCACGGCCGAGGACUUCGCCGACCAGUUCCUGCGCGUCACCAAGCAGUACCUGCCGCACGUGGCUCGCCUGUGCCUGAUCAGCACUUUCCUGGAGGAUGGCAUCCGCAUGUGGUUCCAGUGGAGCGAGCAGCGCGACUACAUCGACACCACCUGGAACUGCGGCUACCUGCUGGCCUCCUCCUUCGUGUUCCUCAACCUGCUGGGACAGCUGACUGGCUGCAUCCUGGUGCUGAGCAGGAACUUCGUGCAGUACGCCUGCUUUGGCCUCUUCGGGAUCAUAGCGCUGCAGACGAUUGCCUACAGCAUUUUGUGGGACUUGAAGUUUCUGAUGAGGAACCUGGCCCUGGGAGGCGGCUUGCUGCUGCUCCUGGCGGAGUCGCGUUCCGAAGGGAAGAGCAUGUUCGCGGGCGUGCCCACCAUGCGCGAGAGCUCCCCCAAGCAGUACAUGCAGCUGGGGGGCAGGGUCUUGCUGGUCCUGAUGUUCAUGACGCUGCUUCACUUUGAUGCCAGCUUCUUCUCGAUUCUCCAGAACAUCGUGGGCACAGCUCUGAUGAUUUUAGUGGCCAUUGGUUUUAAAACCAAGCUGGCUGCUUUGACUCUUGUGGUCUGGCUGUUCGCGAUCAACGUGUACUUCAACGCCUUCUGGACCAUUCCUGUCUACAAGCCCAUGCACGACUUCCUGAAGUACGACUUCUUCCAGACCAUGUCGGUGAUCGGCGGCUUGCUCCUGGUGGUGGCCCUGGGCCCCGGGGGCGUGUCCAUGGACGAGAAGAAGAAGGAGUGGUAACAGACCCCCUCCCUGCCUGGCUGGGACCCGUGGCCGUCGGACUGGUCCAGGGUGGAUUCGGCGUACCUGCCGGUGUUCGUCCCCUCCUCCCCCUCCCCUGGGUAAAGGCACAGAUGUUGUGAGAACUUUAUUUGCAGACACCUGAUAAGCGAUGGCUAAAUCUGCUCUGGACCCACGACCUGGCAUCUGACCACUCGGAGCUGCUGGUCCUCGGUCAGCGCCUCCCUCCCCAGGGCAGAGCUGCAGCCUCCAGGAGCGAGUGGCUGCUUGGCUGGGGCCUCUCAGUCCUGUUUUUGUUUCUUUCUCGGGGUGGAGGACCUUCAAGCUGUACUGUGAGCAGAUACACUUGUGUAUCAUUCAAAGCAGUCUCCCUCUUAUUAUUUUUUAAAAGUUUACGUUUUUAGCUAAAACUACUCAAUGAUUUGGGAUGGCCCAGCCAAACAACACACUGGUUCAGAAUCACACCGGUGGCUUCCACGUUGUUUCUGCCCUGCAUUCUGAUACUUUAUAGGGACAGUGAGGACAUUUAGGAAACCCCCAAACCCAAAGAAUGAGGCAGUAUUAGAGGGUGACCGAGGCUGCUCUUAACGGUAACCGGUAUUGAUCAGAAAAUUGGCUCCGAUUGGUGGUCUUUAUGGGUGAUACUCUGGGAGCAGUAGUGGCUCAAGGGGGGACGGUGACCCUGGGGAAGCCGCCUGGAGCCCACGGGGACCCGCCGCCCUGGCCCGGCAGCAUGUCUGCACGUGGGCCUCGACUCCCGUGGGACCAGCCUGGGAGCAGCUGUCACCGAGGGGCCGGGCGGGCCCUCAGACCAGUUACCUCACGCUGACCUUGUCCCAGAGCCACGGCUGCAGCUGGGCCGGUGCUGCCCGGCCGUCUCCCCCGCGGGGCUCCCCGAGGCCGCGCAGCCACCUCUCCCCAUUUUCGCCAGGCUCCUGCUUGCUCAGAUUGCAUAUUUGCUAUGCUGAAUGCAGCCCAAAUUACUUUUUACGAUUUGUGAUGCCUUACCGAUUGGAUCUCGAUCCUGUAUUUAAAGUUUUCUAACAUUGCCUUACACUGUGUUUCUCUUCUUGGGGGGGGUGGGCGCUGCUGUCCGCUCCUCUGCCUCGUAGCGGGUGCCACGAGCAGGGGGAACACGUGCCUCCCACUGUCCUCUCCCGGGUCCCUCUGGGGGUCAGGCCGACCUGGCGAGGCCGGCCCCACUCGGAAUGAGGCCCGCCUUGGAGCGCCCGUACCCUCUCUGGUCUGUCAGCUGGGGCGCAAGCCCGAGGGCCCCCACCCUGGGGCUAAUGGGCUGGGCCUGAGCCAGGCCCCACGUCUGCCUUGCAGACCAGCGGUGCGGUGGGGAGCGCCGCCACCCCUGCCCAGGGCGGCUCACGGGGCGGGGGAGGCCAGCUCUUGCCCCCUAGUGCUCUUAGAGCCUCCCUGGCUCUGCAGCCGGGACCCAAAUGAGGUCAGGGGAGUGAUGGCCACCUGGCCAGCACCCACCGGUGCCCUAGCCCCUGUGGAGGCCUGCCCCAGGAUGCUCCUACCCCCCCAGGCCUGCGUGUUGACUUCCCCCCAGUCACUGGGGUGCUCCCACACAAGGGGUGGUCUCAACCUGGGUGGGUGGGGGUCUCUUCCUCCUUCCCACAGCACCACAGCCCCAGUGAGCGCCCCCUCAGCCAGGUCGCAGCUACUGCGUGGCUCUGUUUUUGGUGUAGCUCCCUCCCCCCAGGCCACCCUCACGUGGGGGGGUUGUUCCUGCCCCCCACCCCCACCGAGCUCAGGGGGCUAGUGCAUAGUGGGGGAGUACACGCCUCUGCUGGGAGGCGGGAGAGCCAGGAUCCACCAAUUGGUUUUGGCAAACCAAUUUCUGAAAAAGUUUUGGCUUUAUGUGGGAAAUAGAUAUGAAUCUCAUUUUAUGCUGUAUUUUAUAUCUUAGUUGUGUUUGAAAACAUUUUGAUUUUUGGAGACACGACAAAAUAAUAAAUAAUGGCAUUUGUUG